AUGCACGACCUGCGCCUGCGCGCCUGGCCAGGUGAUUUAAAUGAUAUAUGGAGGAAGGAGGAGAUCAAGGCUAGACAGAGAUCCAGGGAGAAGGAGAUACUGGAGGGAGAACUCAAUACUGGAUACUUCAGAGCAGUGGCCAAUCAAAAAAGGAGAAGGAAACAGAUUGCUGUACUAGAAACCCCUUCAGGUCCUGUGGAAGACACUAAAGGCUAUCUGGCGAAAAACUGCGUCAAAUCUGUCUACAUGGGAGUGCCUGUCCUCAGGGUGUGCCAAGGACAGGGUGGUGUGGGCUGCGAAAGAACUGGAGAUGAAAGCGAGAAGCCCACCUCUGCUAAUGUGGCCAGAUCCUGGAUGAGGCGUGGAGAUACAUUUUGAAGCCAUUUCCUCUGUAGGCUGCUACUCUCUCUUAGAG
Molecule: messenger RNA, 415 nt
Organism: Triticum dicoccoides
Lineage: Eukaryota; Viridiplantae; Streptophyta; Magnoliopsida; Poales; Poaceae
Exons: 3
Coding region: 1-378 (125 amino acids)
Source: RefSeq, a predicted model, not a curated record